AUUAAGUAUCGUAUGAAGUUCUUUACAACGGUCAGUCGUUGACGUCGUUGGAUUCGACAACAAAAUUAUUGUUUUUGCUAUGGUACGUUUAAUAAAUAUAAAAGUAUUUUAUUUAGUCAACUAGAUAACCUUUCGACUUGCACGUUUUUGAUUGAUAUUAAAUUCGUGCAUAACUAUAAAAUGAUUUUUGAAAUACGGCUUCGAUGACAAAAGAUACAAACAUGUCAGCAAUAGACGAAGAAUCUUUAUUAUCUGACGAAGAGCUUUUUGCCAACGAUUCAAAUGAUUGUGUGGUAACAUUAACAAGUUCAGUCAGUUAUGAAGAUGAGUAUCAGUCAUUGUUAUUUCAGAACAGAGAUCGUAUAAUUUCAAAGUUAAAAAAUGAUUUGUCUGUUUUACCUCCUCCACCAACAGUAACUACUUGUAAAUUUAGCGUGGAUGAUAUAUUAGAAAAAUGGUACCAACAUGAAUCUUCAAAUUCUCCUAUUAAAAAAUUUGGAACAAAAGAAUUAAAAAAUAUUGAUCGAGCAAUAAAUUGGCCUUGGCCAGACGUUGCAAAUGUUCAAUGCUUUGAUGUUUAUUAUAACAUUGAUAACAAAUCAGCAGAAAUGGCAUUGUUGGAAACCAAAUAUCAGCAAAGAUAUGUUUCAAAUGAAACAAAAUCUCUUAUAAAUACAGGGAAUACACCACAACCUAAAAAAGAACGGGGAUUAGUCAGACAAAUCAAACCUCUAGAACAAAAUACUCGUUUAAUUAGAAGAAAAUCUGUUUCAAAACCACAAAUACUAGCAGAAGCCAAAGCAAAAUUAGCUCUUGUUGAAAACAAACGUCGGAUAUUAGUACCAGGGAAACUGAAGAGAGAAUAUAUAAAACCAUUAGAGAAAAGUUACCUUGAAAAUUGUAAUACAAAUUCAAGUUCAAUUGCCCAUAAAAGAGCAUUAUUCCAGAGUCCCGAAACUCAUUAUUCAAGAAAACGUUUUUGCUAUGGACAAAAUCCUAAUUCUGAGGAAUUUUCAGGCCCUGUUAGUGCUGAAUCAAUUUGUAGUGAUACAUCAAACACUACACCAGUUAAAAGGUGGAGUGUUGCACCUUUAAGUGCUUCUUUAUUUGAUAAUGAAUAUCAAAAUAAAUCAGAUAAAGCUAUUAAAACAGAACCAGUCAAAAAAUGUCAAAGAUCAUUAAAGUUUUUUCAUACUUCAGAAUCAGCUACUCAAAAAAAUUUAUUUAAUACUAAACCAAGUCAAAAAGAACUCAGUAAACUUCAUAAACAAAAAUUAUUAUGGGCUGUAUCUGAAGUGUUAAAAGAAUGUGGUAUUGAUAGUCAUCAUAAGCAAUUUCGUCCAUUUCUUCAACAAUUAUUCAAGGUAUGUUCUAAACAAUGGUUGGAGCAAUCACAUAGUGAUGUAAAAACUAGUACUAGUGUAGCGAUGCGUGCUUUGGUUAUGAAGCAUAAAAAUACAGUCUUAAAAUUGAAAUCAAAAUCUCCUUUAAAUAGUGCUAAAGAUAAAGAAAAGGAUAGUGCAUUUAAACUUAAGUCUAUUGCAGAUGUAAAAAAAGUGUUGUUUACAGACAAUACUCCAAAGUCUAAUGUUGAAUUGCAAAAACUUGGAUUAGACCUAAAAAUUAAUGAUUCAUCAAUUAAAAAUCCUGUUUGUGUUGAUGUUGGGAUUGGAAAUUUUGCAGUAUUUGUUGACAUACCAAAAUUACAAAAUAACAAAAAUACUGAUAAUUCAAAUAAACCAGUUUCUUCUGCUUUAGAGUAUUGUUCUAAUUCUAAUUUUGAUAAUGAUUCCAAAGCAAUCCUAGCAGGUUAAUACUUUUACCCAUUAAUUGUCUUAAUUGAUUAGUUGGGUCAAUUAUUAGAAAAUAAUUAUCUUAUAUGUUUAACAUCAAAUUCUUUAAUCUUUUUUUUUUUUUUUUUUGUAAACCUAUGGCUUUAUUAAGUUCAUCUUGCUGUUUAUUUGUGUUUAUUUUCAAUUUUUUUUUCUUUUUUUAGUUUUCAAUUCUUAUAGGUUUAAUAAUAUUUGUA
Molecule: messenger RNA, 2029 nt
Organism: Sipha flava (yellow sugarcane aphid)
Lineage: Eukaryota; Metazoa; Arthropoda; Insecta; Hemiptera; Aphididae
Exons: 6
Coding region: 204-1814 (536 amino acids)
Source: RefSeq, a predicted model, not a curated record